Molecule: messenger RNA, 375 nt
Organism: Ambispora leptoticha
Lineage: Eukaryota; Fungi; Glomeromycota; Glomeromycetes; Archaeosporales; Ambisporaceae
Source: the annotation of a GenBank genome assembly
AUGGAAUCAAGACGCGGUAGACCACCAAAAGAGAAGAAAGGACUUUUCGCUAAAGACUUGAGUCAACUAAUGUAUGGUUUUGGAGAUGUUCCUAAUCCUGCACCAGAUACUGUAAAUGUUCUUGAGGAAAUGGUCAUUGAUUACAUAACCGAUAUGUGUAUUAAAGCAUCACAAGUAGCCGGCUCACGAAACAAAGUGCGAGUCGAGGAUUUCAAGUUCAUCCUUCGCAAUGAUCCAAAAAAACUCGCGCGUGUCGAAGAACUUUUGUAUAUGAGUGAAGAUAUAAAGAAGGCACGACAAUCUUUUGAUCCGAGGGAGAUGGAGGUUGCUAAAGGCGCAGGAGGAGUAGGCGAAAGCUCAAAAUUUGAAUUCUAA